Messenger RNA from Plodia interpunctella (Indianmeal moth), 1948 nucleotides. RefSeq names its product luciferin 4-monooxygenase-like. The transcript has 11 exons. Bases 110 to 1765 code for a protein of 551 amino acids. Gene Ontology annotation, molecular function: long-chain fatty acid-CoA ligase activity. NCBI's taxonomy places the organism in Eukaryota, Metazoa, Arthropoda, Insecta, Lepidoptera, Pyralidae. The record is from RefSeq and is a predicted model, not a curated record. Gene Ontology annotation, biological process: fatty-acyl-CoA biosynthetic process; long-chain fatty acid metabolic process.
CAAAUGAUAAAUAAGUUCAACGCACACAAUAUAGAUAAAUUAGAUCUAUUAUAUAGCAGACCAUACUUCAUUCAUACUAUAUCGUUGUUGGCAAGUUAACAUAUUCAUAAUGAACGGUAUUUUGGACAAUUUCCAAUUCAAACCUAGUGACGAAGUCAAUUGGUACUUCGAGGAGUUGACAGCGAAAGUUGUAGCCGAUAGUGGAAUUCCAACGGAUAUUUAUCAUGUGGGAAAAAACUUGCUGAGGGUUUUUAAAGAUAAUCCUAAUACAAUUUCUCGGAUCGACGGCGCCGUGGGCCAACACUACACGAACCGACAAGUUUUGGAAAAAUCCGUCAAAUGUGCCACAGCAUUCAGAAAACUGGGAAUAAGAAAAGGCGACGUGGUGUUGAUACUAGCCCCUAAUCAUCUGGACCUGACUGUACCUUUCUAUGCCUGCUUUUAUAUCGGCGUCAUAGCCGCUGGGAUCGAUAGAACACUUCGUACAAAGGAACUGUCAAACGUUUUCACUAUAACUAAGCCGAAGAUAAUCUUUUGCCAAGAUGAGAAAUCUAAUGAAGUUCAAAAAGCAUUGAACAAUGAAAAGCUGGAUUCGCUCAUUAUCACUUUUGAUAAAGGAGACACUCACACGAGUUUUUCACAAUUCUUAGAAGAAUAUGGGGGGCAGGAACCUGUUGAAGAUUUCAAAGCAACAGAUUUCGACCCAGCUGAUACGAUUGGAUACUUGCUCUCAACUAGCGGUUCAACAGGUCUACCCAAAUUAGCCGCGAUAACUCACAAAAAUUUAUCGAUCGGAGGAAGAUUGGCAUGGGCAAACUACACAAAGUUCCCUGAAUGCAUAAAGAUGCACUUCAACAUAUCGCCGCUGCAGUGGCAGUCUGCUGCUCUGAUGCACAUCACGACUCCCCUAUUGAAGAUCCCUCAGUUGAUAACCUCAGGAUCAUUGACGCAGGAACACUUCCAUUAUCUACUAAGAAAGUACCAGCCCAACCUAUUACUGAGCAGUCCAAAUCUAAUGACUACACUACUGAAACCAAGCAAGAACGACUCGACACUUUUGUCCUGUCUAAAUAUAAUUUACUUAGGAGGAAGUACAGUCUCCAAAGAAUUGGUUCAACAGAUCAAGGAUAUAACGCCGAAAACAUCUGUGGUAUGUGUGUACGGUUCAACAGAAAUGUCCACUAUAGCUUUCGUUUUGGCAGACAGCCCAUUGGGAUGUGUCGGCAGAGAGGCUCCUUGCUUCAAGUAUAAAUUGGUAAAUACAGAAACGAAAGAAGUUAUUAACGAGCCCAACGUGCCAGGAGAAUUAUGGGUCAAAGGCCCUUCUGUAUUCAAGGGAUAUUAUAAUAAUCGUGAAGAAACGAUAAAAGUAUUUUCAGAGGACGGAUGGCUAAUGACUGGGGAUUUGCUAUAUAGGGACGAGAAAGAUAACUACUUCUUUAGCGACAGACAAAAGUUUCUACUCAAAUACAUGAACAAUCAAAUAUCACCAACGGAGUUAGAACAAGUAAUCCGAAGCCAUCCAGCGGUCCUCGAUGUUGUGGUGACUGGCAGACCAGAUUCGAUGGUUGGAGAUUUAGCAGUAGCUGUUGUUGUGCCUUCUCCGGGGAAGGUUAUUAAGGCGGAAGAAAUUAUAGAUAUCGUUAAAGAUAAUCUCUCGGAGUCGAAGCAAUUACGAGGUGGUGUAGUCUUCCUUAAAGAAAUGCCGCUUCUUGCCUCUGGAAAGAUCGAUCGUCAGAAACUGAAGAAUUUAGUUAGUAACUAAUUAGUCGUGGUGUGCCCUUCACCAAGGUUCUCCACUUGAGUGAAGCACGUGGACUUAAGGUCCGGUGCCGUAAUUAUUCUCUAAUUUUAAUAGAUAAUUGUAUAGUAUUAAGUAUAUUUAAAAAUAUAUAGAUAUUUUAAGUACUGAAUUAUUUGCAUUUGGAACAUCUAUUAUAAUAAAACU